AUCAUUCUGAUUAAACAAGAAUUAUCCGGAAAGAUCUACCUUGUUCAUCCAUUCCCUUCUCUUCCAUCUCCUUUUUCGAUUUCUCCCCCGUUUCAUCUGACAUCUUUAGACAUGGAGCCUUUCUAUUUGUUUCGCAAAGGUUUUGGUUAGAGUUUAGCAUAACCCAGGCAUAUAACUUCUGCAUCAGUUUCCUUUAUAUACAUAGAAUUUGCUUUUUAUUCAUUUACGCGAAGAAUGAGUUUGUCCAAGAAAGGGACCCAGAGUAGUGACACCAAACCAAAUACUCCUAGCAAGGUAACAACUCUGAAUCCCAAUGCAGCCGAGUUUGUUCCCUUUGCUCUUAGGUCACCGUCUUCAUCAGGAAGCACCCAAGCAGCUGCUGCAAUAGCAACGUUCGCUACUUCUGGUACCGUAGGAAAAGCGGUGCUUGAUCGGUCAGGGUCUUCUGUUUCAAAUAAUUCUGAUGACGACGCUCAUCAGUUCUGGCAACACCAACUUCCCGAUGACAUUACCCCAGACUUUAAGGUUAUUAAUGAAGAUGAAUCUCAAGGAAUAGAAUCUGGGGGCCUCUCCUUAGAUGGUUUGUCCUUGCAUGAUGGUACCAAAGCCUCAAGGUUUCCUGCUGGCAGUGGAUAUGUAUUUGAUGAUCAUCAGGAAUUACUGCAUCACUACGGUAAUGGUAGUAAUUUAUCUGAAAAUUUGAGAUAUCCUGCUUCAUCUUACGGAGGGGAUCCUAUUUCAGCUAGUUUUUUGAACCCAUCACCCAAACCUUGGGACAAGAAACUUGUUAACAAUGAUCAGCCAAUUGGUAACGGGAGGGAAGGAAUACCGUAUAAUGGAAAUUCUAGACAUGCAUUCGUCAGUGAUAUUUUGGGUGAGCAAGCAAACAUGGAUGAUACUGAAAUGAGUCAUGUGGAUUUUUUGGCUUCUCUUCCCGGAUUUGCUGCUGAAAGCCUUGCUGAAGUUUAUUUUGCCAAUGGUUGUGACCUAAAUCUGACUAUAGAGAUGCUCACACAACUUGAGCUUCAAGUUGAUGGUGGUUUCAACCAGAACCUCAAUUCAAAGACAUUGUCAGCUCCCAAUCCAAGUACAACGGAUUUUCCUGCACUAACCGUGUCAGAUGGUCAGAGUGGUCCUUCAAAAUACGCAGGAGACGAUCUUCAAUAUAAUGCCAGUCCCUAUCGAUCUUCUGACAAGGACAAUCUGCUUAUGUUCAAAUCCAGUUCUUCCCUUCCAUCUAGAGGUGCCAUAGAUUUUGCAUCAGCUGUCAGGAAAAUGGCAUCUCAAGAUUCUGGAAUAUGGAAGUAUGAGAGAAAUGGUUCUGAUUCAACUGUUGGGUCAAGCAGAAGUCCUAAUGGUUCUGCUAAUUCCUACAGUGCAUCUGGAAGGGGGGUGUAUGCUAAUAGGUUGCAAAGUCGUGGUUCAGCUCGUACGGCUCCUGUUUGGCUUGAAACUGGAGAUGCAGUGGCAAAUUUGUACUCUGAACUACGGGAGGAAGCUCGAGACCAUGCACGUUUACGUAAUGCUUAUUUUGAACAGGCACGUCAAGCAUUUCUCAUUGGCAACAAGGCUCUAGCAAAGGAGCUUAGUGUGAAAGGACAAAUGCACAAUAUGCAUAUGAAGUCAGCACAUGGAAAAGCUCAGGAAUCUAUAUAUCAACAGAGGAACCCAGUUCCUCUAGAAAAUUUCAGAGGACAGGAGCGGAUGAUAGACCUUCAUGGAUUGCAUGUUACUGAAGCCAUACAUACACUGAAGCAUGAACUAUCAGUGCUGAGGAUUACAGCACGGGCAGCAGAUCAGCGCCUGCAGGUAUACAUAUGUGUUGGAACUGGCCACCAUACUAGGGGUUCUCGCACUCCAGCAAGACUUCCAGUUGCUGUACAACGGUAUCUACUUGAAGAGGGCCUUGACUAUACAGAACCGCAGCCUGGGCUGCUUCGAGUUGUGAUAUAUUGAAGCCAUGGACUUGACUGAGUUGAGGUAUAAGAGUUUUUGACACUAUAUAAAAGAAAACCAUCAUCUCGUAGUCACCAUAGUCGAUUCUUGUAUCUUUACAUGGGAAGAAAAUGGAAGAGAGAAGUUGAAGCUGAAAAAUAAAAUACAAAGAAAGGGUU
Molecule: messenger RNA, 2114 nt
Organism: Hibiscus syriacus
Lineage: Eukaryota; Viridiplantae; Streptophyta; Magnoliopsida; Malvales; Malvaceae
Product: polyadenylate-binding protein-interacting protein 7-like
Source: RefSeq, a predicted model, not a curated record